CCUUAAAAUUUGAUGUGAUCUUGCCAUUACUCCUUUUCAUAAGUAGCAAAUGCAGUAAAAGCUGUUCUAUUUCUAUUGUUCUAUAUUAUUCCAUCUAAAAUUUGAAUCAUAUUACAUUUUGCAGAGACACUGAUACAGGCUUAAAUAUCUAUUCUUUUUGGCUGCACUUUCGGUACUUUUUUUCAAAAUUUUCUCCCUUCCUUUUCUUCUCUUUUUACGUACAAACAUUUCAUAAUUUGCAUUCUGUAUGUACGUACAUGUGAAUUAUGUAUUUCUGAAGUACGAGGUAUGACGGCUAAAUAGAACCUAAAUUAUUAUGACGACUUCACGGUGCGUCAUCCGAUACUGUUCGUUGCACGUUUGAGGUUAGGUCCUCGGAUCGGACGAGCGAGAAACGUUCGGCUGCGGUUCGACCUCGCGUAAGUGCAUCCGUCUGUCAGCCGGGGAUUCGACUGCAUGGGGAUUCUGCGGUACUCGAAUAUUCUCUGAAACAUGGAUUCGCCGCCGAAUCUGGAGACCGUUUACCAGGCCGUGUUCUCUUUAUAUAACAAUACAAAUCCAGCUGAACCAGGAAAAGCGUCAUUAUGGCUGGGAGAAUUGCAAAAAUCGGUAUAUGCAUGGAAAAUAGCUGAUGAAAUGUUACAUCAAAAACGAAAUAUAGAGUCUUGUUAUUUUGCUGCACAAACAAUGCGUACCAAAAUCCAGCUUUCCUUCCAUGAAUUACCUCAGGAAGCCCACACUUCGUUGCGAGAUUCGCUAAUGGAACAUAUAUCGCAAAUCAAUGAACAUACUAAUUCUGCCAUUGUUACUCAGUUAUGCUUAGCUCUGGCAGAUUUGGCACUACAAAUGUCCUCCUGGCAGAAACCAGUAGUAGAUUUAAUUAACAGGUUUGGAGGAAAUACUGCAAAUCUUUGGCCACUACUUGAAAUAAUGACGGUACUUCCAGAAGAAGUAAAUUCAAGAUCACUUAGGCUGGGAUCUAAUCAUCGGCAACAUAUAUUGCAUGAACUUACAGCGAAUGCAGAUACUGUGACAGAAUUUCUGAAAAUGUGCCUAAAAAACAGCGGUGAUAAUUUACAAAUCCAAGUGACUAUUUUGCGAUGUUUUACCAGCUGGAUAACCGUUCAUGCAAUAUCACUUAAGGCUGUACCUUCAAGCGAGGUAGUCGUUUAUGCCUUGCAAAUACUCAGCAAUCAUAUGGCCGUUUCGCAACUUCACGAAACGGCUAGUGAUUGUAUCUGCAUAAUUUUACAAGCAUUAGGGGAAGAUAGCAAUACCAAUCGUGGUAGUGACAACGAAAUAAAUGUGCAGUUGCAACAAUUGCAAUUGUGCCUUUUCACAAGUGUUAUGAAUUUAGAACAACCAUAUCACUUAUCUGUUGCACACGAAGAUAUGGAAAAGUCUAUAAAUUAUUGUCGAAUAUUUACGGAACUGGCCGAAACAUUUCUAGAAACUAUGGUAACUGGUAGUGAAGAUGGAAAGCAGCAUUAUGCUAUAAAAAUUUUGGAUCUUGUCCUCACAUGUGUUGGUCAUCAUGAUUAUGAGGUUGCACAAAUAACUUUUAACCUAUGGUAUCGGCUAUCAGAAGUUCUUUAUCAGAAAAAUAAUGAUGAUCUUAAUGCCGUAUUUCGACCGCAUAUAGAGAGACUGAUUGGUGCCCUCUGUAGACAUUGCCAAAUGGAACCAGAUCAUUUGGGCCUCGUGGAGGAAGGUGGCGGAGGAGAAGAAUUCGCUGACUUCCGAAAUCGUGUAUCGGAUUUAAUAAAGGAUGUAGUGUUUGUAGUUGGAAGUAGUCACUGUUUUCGACAAAUGUUUUCGUCACUGACUGGGGGACUUGGCCCGCAGGGUCAACCUGUACAUACACCUACCUGGGACUCGACCGAAGCUGCGCUUUUCAUAAUGCAGGCGGUAGCAAAAAACAUUCUACCGGAAGAAAAUGAUGUGGUUCCAAAAGUAGUGGAAGCUAUUCUUAAUUUACCGGAAAACACUCAUAUAGCCGUACGUUACACUAGUAUUCUCCUUUUAGGCGAGCUAUGUGAAUGGAUAGAUAGGCAUCCGCAAUCCUUAGAACCAGUUUUAAAUUUCCUUUUAGACUGUUUAAAUCAAAAAGGUUUAGGAAGUGCUGCUUCGGGUGCAUUAUUAAGUAUAUGUACAGCUUGCCCAUUGCACAUGACGACGCAUUUUUCUGGACUUUUGCAAAUAGCACGUUCUCUUGACAAUUUUGCUAUCAGUAAUGAUGCAGCCAUUGGCCUAUUAAAAGGAGUAUCGAUAAUUUUGGCGAGGUUACCACCCGAGGGAAUUACACCGGCAGUAAGAGAAUUGUGCUGCUUUCAAGCGAGUUCCCUGUGGACGCUUCUUUCAGAUAAAGUUCCAAUCGAGAGAGGAACAAAGACUGAUCCUGUGAUAUGGUUGGAUAGAUUAACUGCUAUAUUUAAACAUACUAAUCCUCAAAUCGAUGAUCCUAAUAAGCCUCAUCCUUGUCAAAGUGUAAUCACUGAGAUGUGGCCUGUAUUGUCAAAUGUAUGUGAAACAUAUCAACGAGACGUGAGAGUCAUGGAGAGAUGUUGCCGUUGCAUACGUUUUGCGGUGCGCUGUGUGGGCAAACACGGUGCCCAUUUGCUCGAGCCAAUUGUGAAACAGAUCGUACCACUAUACACGGUACAUAAACAUAGCUGUUUCUUAUAUCUUGGCUCUAUAUUGGUGGACGAGUACGCAACUGACUCGGAAUGUGUAUGGAAUCUUUUAAAUAUGUUACAAGCUUUUAUCUGCCCCACUUUUGCCCUCCUGGAACAAGAAGAUGGUUUGAAAAAUCACCCUGAUACGGUAGAUGAUCUAUUUAGGCUAUGCGCCAGGUUUCUUCAAAGGGCUCCUAUUCCUUUAUUACAUUCUCCUAUUAUUGGGAGCAUUGUAGAUUGUGCUAUAAUGGCUUGCAGUUUGGAUCACAGGGAUGCUAAUAGUUCAGUAAUGAAAUUUUUUUAUGAUCUUUUACAUAGUGGGCGUGGUUAUAAGGAUCGAUCAGACUUCACGAUACGACGACAAUUAGUACAAAAUAUAUUGCAAGAAAAAGGCCAAACAUUAGUCAUAAAAUUGCUACACGCUUCAGUGUUUGAUUUGUCUUCAUAUAUGCUGUCCGAUGUGGCGGAUGUCAUCAUAGAACUUACCCGAAGUAAUGCAGACCUUAUGUCAAAAUGGUUGGAAGAAGCCAUUAAAACAAUGCCGUCGCAAAACGCAGGCGGAGCCCCUACAGCAACGCCUGAGCAAUUGCUUGAAUUUCACAGUACAGUGACGAGGUCAGAAACACCAAAAACUGUCACAAAUGCUCUACGAAAUUUCGCGCGCCUGUAUCGCUAAUGCAUUUUAAUGUAUAUAUACUUGAUUAAAUUUCUCAAAAAAAUUCAUAUUCAUAAGAUCUUCCAGCGAGUUUCGAUUUUCAUAUCUCGAAACAAAAUUUGCUAUGGUGAGUUUUAAUGCUGUACAAAUAUAUUAGCAAAAAAAUAUCAAGAUUUUUUUUAUAUUCUUACUAUCUAUAGUUAUGUUUGCAAACCACAUAUAUAUGUAUAUAUUGUAUUUCGAUAAAAAUGUCCUUUGUAAGUA
Molecule: messenger RNA, 3594 nt
Organism: Monomorium pharaonis (pharaoh ant)
Lineage: Eukaryota; Metazoa; Arthropoda; Insecta; Hymenoptera; Formicidae
Gene: Tnpo-SR
Product: transportin-3
Exons: 18
Coding region: 493-3351 (952 amino acids)
Biological process (GO): protein import into nucleus
Cellular component (GO): nuclear membrane; cytoplasm
Molecular function (GO): small GTPase binding
Source: RefSeq, a predicted model, not a curated record